Molecule: messenger RNA, 1938 nt
Organism: Oncorhynchus gorbuscha (pink salmon)
Lineage: Eukaryota; Metazoa; Chordata; Actinopteri; Salmoniformes; Salmonidae
Product: cyclin-dependent kinase-like 4
Exons: 12
Coding region: 129-1811 (560 amino acids)
Biological process (GO): protein phosphorylation
Cellular component (GO): nucleus
Molecular function (GO): ATP binding; cyclin-dependent protein serine/threonine kinase activity
Source: RefSeq, a predicted model, not a curated record
GUGUGUGUUGCAGAGUGUGUGUAGCCUAGUGUGUGUUAUUAUAGUGUGUGUAGCCUAGUGUGUGUUAUUAUAGAGUGUGUGUAGCCUAGUGUGUGUUAUUAUAGAGUGUGUGUAGCCUAGUGUGUGUUAUGGAGAAGUAUGAGAACUUGGGUAUGGUCGGCGAGGGAAGCUACGGCAUGGUCAUGAAGUGUCGUCACAAGGAGAACGGGAGGAUCGUGGCCGUUAAGAAGUUUCUGGAGUCAGAGGACGACAAGACAGUCAAGAAGAUCGCUUUGAGAGAGAUCAAGAUGUUGAAGCAACUGCGCCAUGAGAACCUAGUCAACCUGCUGGAGGUGUGGAAAAAGAGACGUCGCUGGUACCUGGUGUUUGAGUUCGUAGAACGUACGGUGCUAGAUGACCUAGAACAGAGUCCAACGGGACUAGACUACAGCCGCCUGAGAAGAUACGUCUACCAGAUACUACGGGCUAUCUCCUUCUGCCAUCAACACAAUAUCAUCCACAGGGACAUCAAGCCAGAGAACAUCCUGGUAUCUCAGGGAGGGGUGGUCAAGCUGUGUGACUUUGGGUUCGCCAGGACAAUGGCUGCACCAGGAGAGAAUUACACGGACUACGUAGCAACACGCUGGUAUAGGGCCCCAGAACUACUGGUGGGGGACACCAAGUACGGGAAGGCGGUAGAUGUGUGGGCUGCAGGCUGUCUCUUCGUAGAGAUGUUGACAGGAGAACCUCUGUUUCCUGGAGACUCUGACAUCGACCAGUUAUACCACAUCAUCAGGUGCUUUGGCAACCUGACCCCUCCCCACCAGGAGUUGUUCUAUAAGAACCCAGUGUUUUCAGGAGUCAGUCUACCGGAAGUGACAGAGACAGAGCCUCUACAACAACGAUAUCCCAAACUGUCCACUACCGCUACAGACCUUACACAGAGGUGUCUCCAGAUGGAUCCAGACAGGAGGUCACAGUGUUCUGAUCUGCUGCAGCACCAACUCUUCACUAACGAUGGCUUCCACAUCAGGUUUGUCCAGGAGUUGAAUGCUAAGAUCCAGAAGGAUCAGAAAGAGAACUCUCCCCUUCCCAAGAUGAACAAGACUAUCAAGAAAGACAAGGAGGAAGUCGAGGAGAGGACUGGGAAGUACAAGGACUCCAGCAGUACAACAGUUACCAAACUCUCCAAAGCUCCAACCACCACAGAGUCUAAACCCCGAGACCCGGACAAGACAAUAGAGUCAACCACUACUAUGACCACUACUGCUGACUGGACCACAGAGAGCCACGCGGUCGCAGUUCACCACGGUCGAACCACCACUGUGAGUCUGAGCACCAUAGAGGACCACGAUCCAUCCGUAGGACCAACCCAGGACCAACCUCUACCUCUCAUCCCUCCCCUCUCCCUGACCUUCACACAGACACCUUCACACAACCUACUGGCUGUCGUCGCCCAUGGCAACGGCAACCUGGGCGGAGUUGGGGUGGGGCCUCAACCCGGAACACUCGGUCUGAGGUCAAUAGACAAGUCUAAAAGACACGUAAACAUUUUGAACAGAAUCUCACAGCAAUCUCUCUCCAGUCAUUUCACUGGCAAUCUGAUGGCUCAGAUGAUAUCAGAGAAGAGUGUGAUCCACGAACGUUCCUUCCUGUCCGACCGCGAGCGUGACCGAGGAGACCGUGAGCGUAUGGCUACGGUUGGGAAGAGGAAGCCAGACAUUCUCUUCCCUGAACUAAGAACCUCUCUGCUGCCUGAGAUACGAGGGGCUGAAGGUAAACAGACUAAACCCACCAGGACCAGAAGAAGGAGAGACACAUCCCCUCUAUAGCCACAACAGAUACACACCACUACACACUACAAUACACACCACUACACACUACAACACACACCACUACACACUACAAUACACACCACUACAACACACACCACUACACACUACAAUACACACCACUACA